AUGUCUGGAAGCGGUUCACAGCUCAACGUUGCCAUUGCAGGCCUUGGUCGCAUGGGAAUGCGACAUGCUCGCCACUUUGCCUUCUUCACCCCCAAGGCCAAUCUGAUUGCUGUCACUUCGCCAGUGCAAGCCGAGCUUGAUGCCGCCCAAGCUGAAUUUGGCCCAAUCAGAACCUACCUCGACUAUGACGAAAUGCUGGCCAAUGAGCCAAGCCUGCAGGCUGUUGUUGUUUCCAGUGCCACUACCGUGCAUGCUGAGCAAGCCAUUAAGGCCAUUGACCAGGGUCUCCAUGUCUUGUGUGAAAAGCCCCUGAGCACCGACGCUGAGAUUUCCCAAUCCGUUGUGGAUGCCUAUAAGAAGUCUCUUAAGAAGAACCCUGCCCAGAAGGUCAUCUGCGGAUUUUCUCGACGUUUCGAUGCGUCCUACCGUGAUGCUUAUCGCCGUGUCGCCAACGGUGACAUCGGUCGCCCUUCAGUGUUCCGUUCGCAGACUUGCGACAAGCUUGACCCUACUGGCUUCUUCGUCGCCUACGCCGAGUUUAGCGGAGGUAUCUUUGUUGACUGCUCCAUCCACGACAUUGACCUUGCCCUGUGGUUCAUGGGCGAGGACAGCGUUGUCAAGAGCGUGUCUGCUGUUGGUAUCACUGCUGUUUCACCUGAGUUGCGGAAGCACAAUGACAGGGACAAUGCUGUUGCCAUUAUCGAGUUUUACGGUGGCAAGAUUGCCCAGCUCUUCUGCUCCCGUAUGAUGGCUGCCGGCCAGGAGGACACUACCGAAAUCUUUGGCACUGAGGGCAAGAUUGCUGUCAAUACACAGCCUCAGCUCAACUUGGUCAACAUCUACGAGUCGACCGGUAUUCGCCGUGAGAUCCCGCCUGACUACUACGGUCGCUUCCGGGAGGCUUUCAUCACUGAGGCCAACGAGUUUACCGACUCCUGCCUCAACAACACCCCUCCCCCUACUAGACUCCAGAGCGCCGUCGAUGCCGUCAAGAUCGGAAAGGCUCUCCAGGAAAGCUUGAUUACUGGAAAGAAGAUCGAGUUUGAUGAGCUUGGCAGACGUCUUGAGUCGUCCAAGCUGUAA
Messenger RNA from Clonostachys rhizophaga, 1083 nucleotides. NCBI's taxonomy places the organism in Eukaryota, Fungi, Ascomycota, Sordariomycetes, Hypocreales, Bionectriaceae. The record is from the annotation of a GenBank genome assembly.